Messenger RNA from Nematolebias whitei (Rio pearlfish), 1650 nucleotides. RefSeq names its product gamma-aminobutyric acid type A receptor subunit alpha2a (gene gabra2a). Gene Ontology annotation, cellular component: postsynapse; synapse; neuron projection. Lineage: Eukaryota; Metazoa; Chordata; Actinopteri; Cyprinodontiformes; Rivulidae. The record is from RefSeq and is a predicted model, not a curated record. The transcript has 9 exons. Gene Ontology annotation, molecular function: GABA-gated chloride ion channel activity; GABA-A receptor activity; transmitter-gated monoatomic ion channel activity involved in regulation of postsynaptic membrane potential. The coding region runs from base 29 to 1384 and encodes 451 amino acids. Gene Ontology annotation, biological process: monoatomic ion transmembrane transport; gamma-aminobutyric acid signaling pathway; nervous system process.
CUUUCGGUUCCGUCUCCAGGCUUCAGCAAUGAGAGGACAGCAGAGCUCGCGCCCUCUGUCACUGUUGGUUUGCUUCAUCGCGCUGUGGAGCACGCGGUCACGAGCAGAUUCUAAUUCCACGCGGAGCACCAAAGACAUCGCGACUUUUACCAGGAUCCUCGACAGUCUUCUGGAUGGAUACGACAACCGGCUGAGACCUGGUCUGGGAGACCGAGUGACCGAGGUGAAGACAAACAUCUAUGUGACCAGUUUUGGACCCGUGUCCGACACAGAUAUGGAAUACACGGUGGAUGUUUUCUUCCGUCAGUAUUGGAAAGAUGAGCGGCUGAAGUUUCACGGACCAAUGAACAUUCUGCCUCUCAACAACCUGAUGGCCAGUAAGAUCUGGACUCCUGACACUUUCUUCCACAACGGCAAGAAAUCCGUGGCCCACAACAUGACGAUGCCCAACAAGCUGCUGAGGAUCAUGGAGGACGGAGAACUGCUCUACACCAUGAGGUUAACGGUUCAAGCUGAGUGUCCGAUGCACCUGGAGGACUUCCCCAUGGAUUCACACUCCUGUCCUCUCAAGUUUGGCAGCUACGCCUACACCAAGACGGAGGUAACUUACAUCUGGACCACAAACGCCUCCCACUCUGUGGACGUGGCCGCCGAUGGAUCCAGGCUCAACCAGUACGACUUGAUAGGACAAACUGCGGGGGAGGAGACCAUUAAAUCCAGCACUGGUGAAUACACAGUGAUGACCGCUCACUUCCACCUGAAGAGGAAGAUCGGCUACUUCGUGAUCCAGACGUACCUGCCGUGCAUCAUGACGGUCAUCCUCUCUCAGGUCUCCUUCUGGCUCAAUCGGGAGUCGGUGCCAGCCCGAACUGUGUUCGGUGUGACUACAGUUCUCACAAUGACUACCCUGAGCAUCAGUGCCCGUAACUCGUUGCCAAAGGUGGCCUAUGCCACCGCCAUGGACUGGUUCAUUGCCGUCUGCUAUGCCUUUGUCUUCUCUGCGCUCAUUGAGUUCGCCACCGUCAACUAUUUCACCAAACGAGGCUGGGCCUGGGAUGGAAAAAGUCUAGUUAAUGACAAGAAAAAAGAAGCGACCGUUGUGAAGAAGAACAACGCCUAUGCCGUGGCGGUGGCAAACUACGCACCCAACAUCACGAAAGACUCCACGCUGCCCACCAUCUCCAAGUGCGCCGUGAACGAGCCCAUCAAGCCCGCGGCAGAGACCAAGUCCGAGCAGAACAAGAAAACCUUCAACAGCGUCAGCAAGAUCGAUCGCAUCUCGCGCAUCAUGUUCCCGGUUCUCUUUGGGACCUUCAACCUGGUCUACUGGGCCACCUACCUGAACAGAGAACCAGUUAUUAAAGACUUGGAUCCCACUAAGUAAACUGCAGCGCUCAUUACAAAAAAAAAUUCAUUCAGAACAUAGAUCUGUUUUUGUCAGUUUGAACACAUGAAUGAAAAGUUCCCUUCUCUCAUUUCUUUCUUGGCUCAGUUUUGAUCAAAUAUUAUAGACUUGUGGAGAGAAGAGGGCUAACACUACAUUUGAUACAAAAAGGAUGGUUUUGAUGGUAACAGAAUACAGGGAACAAUGUCCUUAACCCUAACCCUUAAGGUACUGUGAUAAAUGCUGCCUGCAGUUCCCUUCAGGCC